Solea senegalensis (Senegalese sole) is the source of this 767-nucleotide messenger RNA. It is a transcript of the gene urm1, whose product is annotated as ubiquitin related modifier 1. The coding region runs from base 24 to 329 and encodes 101 amino acids. Gene Ontology annotation, cellular component: cytoplasm; nucleus. Gene Ontology annotation, molecular function: protein tag activity. The transcript has 5 exons. Lineage: Eukaryota; Metazoa; Chordata; Actinopteri; Pleuronectiformes; Soleidae. The record is from RefSeq and is a predicted model, not a curated record. Gene Ontology annotation, biological process: protein urmylation; tRNA thio-modification.
UACUUCCUGCAUGUGCCGACAAUAUGGCAGCGCCUAUAGCGAUUCAGUUGGAGUUUGGAGGAGGAGCCGAGCUGCUGUUUGAUGGCCUGAAGAAACAUCAUGUGACUCUCCCAACCCAAACUGAACCUUGGGACGUGAAGCAGCUGCUGGUCUGGAUCCAACGGAACCUGCUGAAGGAGCGGCCUGAACUCUUUGUUCAAGGAGACUCUGUGAGACCUGGGAUUCUGGUGCUUAUCAAUGAUGCAGACUGGGAGCUAAUGGGGGAGCUGGAUUACCAACUGCAGGACCAUGACAACGUUGUGUUUAUUUCGACUCUGCAUGGAGGAUAGUAAAAUGCGUGUGGGAUGUACAUAUGUCGUUGACAUUUCUCUAACUACCUUUCCUCCACAUCCUCCUCCUCCUCCUCCCCGCCCCCCUGCACACACACACACACACACACACACACCCCAACAACACAUAACCCAGUGGGAAUCUGUGAACCUGCACCGUGACGACAGAGGUGAUGGAUGUCCAUUUUUAGGAAUUCAGAAGGAUACAGAGAAAAUGUGGAAGUGCAUGGUGAGACAGGGAUACGAGGAUCUCUUUUUGUUUAUUUGUUUAUUUGUUUUUGUCAUAUUAGACGGGCUGAAGGAGUGACCAUUUAAAGAUUGACCACCGCCUUUAUUUUUGAUCCCCUCAAAUCUUCCAUUAUGAAUAUGAAGGCAAAACAGCUUCAUUCUAACAUUAAAAUAAAAUGCUUUAUGGUCAAAAUUAAUGUUAAAGAUGAC